AUGUAUUCCAUCGCCGUGAUAAACAUAAUCAAUUUGAUCCAGACUGGUCUAAGUUAUCUCGCCUUGGCGCAGUUUUCUGCAUAUUUGUGGCCACCAGAUGCUGUCGUUCAAGAUGGAGCUACAUUUGACUACAUAAUCGUGGGAGCAGGAACUGCUGGUAACGUGUUAGCCAACAGACUGACUGAAGAUAAUCAUGUGAAUGUCCUGCUGAUUGAAGCUGGUGGUGACGCUCCAGUAGACGUCGUGGUACCAGGCUGUACUUUAUUUCUAAAACAAUCAAACUACGAUUGGAACUACACAACUGAAGACUAUGCCAUUCCUAGAAAAUGUCAUCAAAAAUCUUACCAUGAACCAAGUUCUGGCAAAAUGUUGGGAGGCACAAGCUCUCUGAACUAUAUGCUGUACUCUCGAGGACAUCCUACUGACUAUGACAACUGGGCUACCAUAACAAACGAUGAAACAUGGAAAUGGGAGAAUGUUCUUCCAUAUUUCAAGAAAAGCGAAAAAAUUGAAGACCCAGACUUCCUUUUAACAGGUGAUAUGACUAAUCACGGUUCCAAAGGAUUCGUAGGAUUAACAAAAGAAUCCAGGACACAGACAGAAAAUAUUUUGAAAAGUUUUAACGAGCUUGGUCAUGAUGUAAUUGACGAUUCCACGGCAGGUCUUGGCUAUUCCAACGCUUGGAUUUAUAUUGGAAAGGGUGGUCGGCAAACUUCUGCUUUAACUUAUUUAACUCCAAUCAAAGAUCGUGAAAACUUACACUUGCUUAAAAAGGCUCACGUCACUAAAAUUAUUUUUGAUAAAAAUAAGAAUGCUGAAGGAGUAGAAGUUAUCUUAGACGAUGGGAAAACUAUUCAUAUUAAAGCAGCAAAAGAAGUUAUUCUAUCUGCUGGUACAUUUGGUUCCGCUAAGAUAUUACUACUGUCAGGAAUUGGCCCUAAGGAAGAACUAAAAAGUAAAAACAUUGAUUGCAUAUCAGAUCUGCCUGUUGGGAAAAAUUUGCAAGACCAUACCGGUGUAGUUUUAAUGCAUUCUAUGGAGAAAGCUGAACGGUUGAUAACAAAUCCUAAUAAGCAUCCAUCAGCUCCUGUAGUUGGAUAUGCUACUUUGGAUAAAAGCCAUAAGCAUGCAGACUAUCAAACAAUGUCGUUUUACGCUCACUCCAGAUUAGUUUUGUACUUUUGUUCCUUUGCUUACAAAUUAAGCUAUGAAAUAUGCGACAAAAUUUUCACAUCAAGCUUAGGUAAAUAUAAUUUAUUUACUGAAAUUGUCAAUUUAAAUCCAAAAUCUAAAGGUGAAGUGACUUUGAGAAGCUCCCAUCCCAUGGACCCUCCAAUUAUUAAGACUGGUUAUCUAACAGAUGAGGAUGAUAUUGAUCAUUUGGUGAAAUUCACCAAACUAGUCUUACCUAUUGUAAAUACAACUUAUUUUAAAAGCAUUAGUGCAGAAACCUUAGAUCCAACGCUAGAUAAUUGUUCUGAUUUUGAGAAAGGUACUGAUGAUUACUGGAACUGCUAUGCAAGUUGCAUGUUUUCUGGCUUGAGUAACUACGUUGGAACUUGUGCAAUGGGCAGUGUCGUUGAUGGUAGAUUAAAAGUCCUUGGUGUACAAAGAUUAAGAGUUGUUGAUGCAAGUGUUAUGCCAGUUAUAACUCGAGGUAAUACAGCCGGCCCUACUACUAUGAUUGCCGAAAAAGCAGCCGACUUUAUCAAAGAAAAAGAACUUUAAUUAAUUUAAACGUUGUUUUGUAUAUUGCACUAACCGUUCUGUUUGUAUUUUU
Spodoptera exigua (beet armyworm) is the source of this 1780-nucleotide messenger RNA. The record is from the annotation of a GenBank genome assembly. Lineage: Eukaryota; Metazoa; Arthropoda; Insecta; Lepidoptera; Noctuidae.